CAGGCUUCAGAAAAUACAUAUAGCUAGGGAGGAUGGCAGCACCUCACCCUCCACUCCUAUCGCCUUGUUGAAUCUUCUCUCCUUACACCCCGUUGUUGUUACUUUUAUAAUAGCCAUUCCUUUCCCUCCAAAUACACUUUCUCUUUUUAAUUUCAUUCCAAGGUCUCCAUAUUUACAUUUGUCCGCCUGCCCGCUUAAGCCUCUCCUUAUGCUCAAGCGAGAGACUAGCUACUCUAUGCUCGACAGUACAGCCAGCAAUUAGGGUCGAUCACCGGCUACACUUCUAGGCACACACUCGCCCAACGAAGCCAAACCGCGAGCGACCAAUCUUCGGACCGACCGCCACUUCCUCUACCCGAAGAAAUCGUCCCCUUGGGGGGAAGACACGUCUGAAGACACGACAGGAAUAUGCGGCGAAAUCCCAAAGCGGAGCAAAUAUUACACCAUCAGAAUUGCUAGCCCAAACACUGCCAUCGAUACUCCCCGUCCUUUGCUUCCAAGAUGCGGACCUCUCGACGCCCUUCGUUUCCCAAUGAUGUGGCCUUCGACACGCUACCUCCAGUUGUGAUUCGAAAAUAUUUUAGUAGUUUAGAACGUCUCAGACUGGCCGAAGAUGGCAGAAACCUCUCACGUCCCCCUUCCCAACUCUCAAUCCAUCCCACAAACAAUGCUGGCUUCACGACCCAACCCUCCGACACCUUCAGCUUCCUGACCCACGGAAUCACACAGACCGGCCACUUCUUCAACGGGACGAGACUGCGGAGGAGGCGCUGUUCGGCAGCAGACAUCACUCCCACCACCGUCGCUUGGUUCGCUUCCUUGCCCCCUGCCGUCCAGCGGAAGUUGUUCUCGAGGGAAGAGUGCUCAUUCUACUCACAAGAGAGAGACGCCAUCAUCCUCGACUCUGCAGACGAAACACUCCGUCGCCGCAGUUGGCAUCCCACCCACUUUGCCGCGUUCGACCGUCGAACUUCUGAUGACGACGCCACCAUUGUCGACUGUGAAGAACUCAAAGAAGAAUCGCGGGUUGACUCUGCUAUCGACAUGGGUGACUACUCAAUAGAUGGUUUUCGAUGGCUGGAGGAUGAGGGAGAUCUCGAUCUCAAGCUGGACGACUACCACCAAGCUAUCGCGGAAACAAACCGGCGGACAGUGUCAGUAUCAGCGCCCGUCCGGCGCCGCUCGCGACGUGCCCCUUCCCUCUCAAGUCUUUCCAUACGUCGUGGACGCAGUUCGACAUCAUCCUCACGCCCUCCAAUCGAGGCACCACCGACGCCAGCAGUGCCUUUUAUACCUCCCCACACCCGCGCCUCUUCGUUCUCCCUGAAACACCUCCGGUCUCAAGCGUCAAUAUCAUCCAUCGAUCCUCGAGCAACGCAUUACCAAGACCCUGCGGCUCGCAUGAAGCUCAGACUCUAUCUUGCCUCGCCGCAAAAAUUCGAUGAGGCCAUUGAGUUUGGGUUUCCUUCCGUGGAAGAAAGAGAACAGUGGAACCACAUUAGACCCAUGACAAGUCCGCAGCCACGACCUGAAUUCAAUCGAACUUUCUUCCAUGACGACACACCGUCGCUGUCCGGAGAUGAUGGUGACGACGCCGACGAGCCAGACACCAUGUUUGACCCUCGAACGCCUGAAGAGGCAGUAUUCCAAAUGCAUCGUCCAUCCCACAAGAGCAGCAUCGACGGCUCCAAAGGACUGAGACCAUUUUCAAUUCGAAGGCAGCCCGAGACAUAUGCCCGUGGCGUCACCGCAGAUCGAGAGAUGACGCUACACAUGACCUUGACGAGACCAGAUCUACGUUCGCCAGAGGAGCAAAUAUCACAACCAGACCAUCAAAAGAAGGUCAACAGACCGACACCGGAGCGAAUCGACGUGCCUGUGGACGGAAACGCAGUAACCAUAUGGGAUACACUACCUGCCGAGGAAUCCAAAAUGAAACGAUUCCUUCGAAAACUAAGGCUCAAAUGAGUCUGAAUAACUUGACGUUUGAGUGACAUUGACUGCCCUAUUUUGUAUGGUCCGGAUGAAGCAACAGCAUGGGAUAUCCGCAUCUAUGUCAGUGCGUUAUUUGAGCGUAGGCGUUCAGGCUGGAAAUAUCGCUUCUCAGCCAGCGGGGGAGUUCGGAGCCUGGGAAAGGAAUCUGGGGCAGCAGACUUGCCACGGCUACCUGCAUAUUCAAACGGGUUGGGCGGCAUUAUAUUUGGGAACUUGAUGGGGUUGGACAAAAAGCAGCAAUUUGGGAAAGGCAAGAAAGAAUAGCUUGAUGAAAUAUGAACA
Messenger RNA from Cladophialophora immunda, 2277 nucleotides. RefSeq lists its product as uncharacterized. The transcript has 2 exons. The record is from RefSeq and is a predicted model, not a curated record. Bases 502 to 1968 code for a protein of 488 amino acids. NCBI's taxonomy places the organism in Eukaryota, Fungi, Ascomycota, Eurotiomycetes, Chaetothyriales, Herpotrichiellaceae.